AUGCUUCUCAAAGCGCUCGGCGUGCGUGCGUCGCUGGGUGCGGCUGCCCCAGUGCGCUUUGCCUCGACGGCGGCCUUCCGCCCUGUUCCUGCACCUCGGGGUUCCGUCGAUACCCCCAAAGCCUUCCUCGAGGCGAUCUCGAAAACCCGCCGCAACCUCGCGGAGAACUCGACGUGCGUCUCGGCGCUGGGUGAGGACUGGGAGGCGAUGUUCCGCCUCACCUCGGAAAAGCUCAAGGGCGAGGGCGUCUCGCCGCAGCACCGCAAGUACAUUCUGUGGUCGCUCGAAAAGUUCCGCCAGGGCGAGGACCCCAAGGAGUUUGCGUACGAUAUCAAGAAGAAGAAGAAAGUGCGUGGCUGGGGUCCCCGCGUCCAGAAGGGCAUCCGCGUGCGCGGCAUGCUGCGCCCUGGCGAGCGCCGUGCUUAA
Molecule: messenger RNA, 426 nt
Organism: Malassezia japonica
Lineage: Eukaryota; Fungi; Basidiomycota; Malasseziomycetes; Malasseziales; Malasseziaceae
Exons: 2
Coding region: 1-426 (141 amino acids)
Cellular component (GO): mitochondrion
Source: RefSeq, a predicted model, not a curated record